This is a messenger RNA of Mytilinidion resinicola, 927 nucleotides long. RefSeq names its product vacuolar ATP synthase-like protein 16 kDa proteolipid subunit. The transcript is spliced from 7 exons. Gene Ontology annotation, molecular function: proton-transporting ATPase activity, rotational mechanism. NCBI's taxonomy places the organism in Eukaryota, Fungi, Ascomycota, Dothideomycetes, Mytilinidiales, Mytilinidiaceae. Bases 93 to 575 code for a protein of 160 amino acids. Gene Ontology annotation, biological process: proton transmembrane transport. The record is from RefSeq and is a predicted model, not a curated record. Gene Ontology annotation, cellular component: proton-transporting V-type ATPase, V0 domain.
AGCUCAUCGAUCAUUCACGCUCCAAACAGCCUUGAACAUCAGCUUGUACCAAUUAUCCAGUGACCGCGCUCUUUACCCCCCAGACUGCCGCUAUGGAGAACGAGCUGGCUCCGAAGUAUGCGCCGUUCUUCGGCAUGGCUGGUGUUGCAUUUGCUAUGAUCUUCGGAUGCGUUGGGGCAGCAUAUGGAACGGCGAAGUCAGGGAUGGGCAUUGCGGGCGUUGGUGUCUACAGGCCCGACCUGAUAAUGAAGUCCCUCAUCCCCGUCGUCAUGUCCGGUAUCCUCGCAGUCUACGCCCUAGUGAUAUCGGUCCUCAUCGCGAACGACCUGAAGCCGCCGCCGAAGAACUACAGUUUAUUUGCCGGGUUCAUGCAUCUGUCCGCGGGGCUGUCGGUUGGUCUGACCGGCAUGGCGGCAGGGUACGCUAUUGGAAUUGUGGGAGAUACGGGUGUGCGAGCAUUUAUGCGACAGUCGAGGAUUUUCGUGGGCAUGGUGCUGAUUCUGAUUUUCGCUGAAGUCCUAGGUCUUUAUGGACUGAUUGUAGCACUCAUCCUCAACACACGCAGCUCAGGAUAAGGAGAGGGUGGAGCUGUACCAUAGGUCUCUUUGGUUCGACUGUAUAUUAGAGGAGUCUGGAACGGCGGUGCGGAUUGGGCUGCACAUCAGUUGAGAGGGCACUAUCAUAUGGGUCACGUGAGCGAGAGCAACAUGAGCAGAACUGAAAGCACUCUCUCUUUCUAGUCCCUGCUCAUAAGCUAGUGUAUACUUGCUCUGGACUACCUAGUUCGGGCUUUUGGAAACGUAUCGAGUCACUUCAAAUAAUUGUAUGUAUAGAUAUGAAAGAAGGGACUGGUGAUCUGAAUGUGCCAUCUGCCUGACCUGUCAACCGACAUGUACAUACGGAAUUUAGUAGAGCUUUUCAAGGCAC